Molecule: messenger RNA, 1179 nt
Organism: Erythranthe guttata (spotted monkey flower)
Lineage: Eukaryota; Viridiplantae; Streptophyta; Magnoliopsida; Lamiales; Phrymaceae
Source: RefSeq, a predicted model, not a curated record
AUGGAUCACAUAUUGAAUUCAAGAUAUAUUCAGAUAAAGGAGAUAGUAAGGUCGUUUGUGUUAGUGAGGUCAUUGUUCUUUUGCUCCGGUAAAUCGGUUUGUUACAGAUUUGAUUUUCGUGUUCAUCAUGUCCUAGAAGACGACAGAUACGUGAAAUCCGCCGUCGAACUCGAGGGUUUCGUCAAUUUCCUCGUGAAUCUUCUCGACUUCGAGGAGAGCGAAAUUCAAGAGGAGGCGGCCAAAUCGGUGUCUUUAAUUGCAGGUUUUCAGUCCCACAAGGGUGUUCUAAUCGGUGCAGGGGUGAUUACCCCUUUGAUAAGGGUUCUAGAAUCUGGGAGUGAGCUGGGCAAAGAAUUUGCCGCCAGGUGUUUGAUGAAAGUCACGGAGAAUUUCGAUAAUGUAUGGUCGGUUUCCGCCCACGGUGGAGUGCCUGCCCUGUUGAAGCUUUGCAGUAGUGAUAGCAGUAGUGGGAGUGAAUUGAUUGCUCUGUCUUGUGGGGUGUUGAAAAAUCUCGUUAUUGUCGAAGAAAUUAAGAGAUUUGUGGUCGAGGAAGGAGCCAUUGUUGAACUUGUUGAGCUUGCUAGUUCUAAAGAUGAAAUUGUACAAAUAGGCUCGCUCGAUUUACUGCAAAUAAUAGCUUAUUAUAGAGAUUCGUCGAUUAGGGAAACGAUUAUUAAAGAAGGCGGACUUCGAGCAUUGGUUCGGAUUUUGGAUCCAAAAUCAUCGGUUUCAACAAAGACAAGAGAAGUGGCAUUUAGGGGAAUUACGAGUAUAUGUUCCUUGUCGGAAAAUUUGAUAAGUAUACUUAUAAAUUACUCGUUUAUGGAUCAUAUACUUUAUUUUCUUCGAUAUGGCGAUAUUUUCGUACAAGAAUUGGCAUUAAAUGCUGCGUUUUGGCUAUGUGGAACUUCGGAGGAAGCUAAGAAGUUAAUGUGUGAUGCUGGGUUUAUGCCGGUUCUUGUUAAAUUUCUCGACUCGAAAUCGUUUGAAAUACGAGAAAUUGCAGUUGAGAUACUUUCUAGUAUGUUGGUUGUGUCCAAGAACCGAAAGAAAUUCGUGCAAAACGAUCAGAAUGUCGGUACGCUUCGGCAAAUGCUCGAUCCCAAUGAGGUGAAUUGUGGUAAUAAAAUGUCGUUACGCUUCGGCAAAUGCUCGAUCCCAAUGAGGUGGACACGAUAG